Malaya genurostris is the source of this 876-nucleotide messenger RNA. RefSeq lists its product as uncharacterized. NCBI's taxonomy places the organism in Eukaryota, Metazoa, Arthropoda, Insecta, Diptera, Culicidae. The record is from RefSeq and is a predicted model, not a curated record. Bases 165 to 575 code for a protein of 136 amino acids. The transcript has 2 exons.
CCAUCUCUAGCUUCCAUAACGAUUUCAAAACAAAAACAUUUAUUGUGUAAUUAGAUUAAUAUAUGCAUUUGGUAUUAAAUGCAAAAUGUUACAAGUUUGUCUAUGUCAGUCUUUGCGAAGAAUGCAAAAAAUGUAAAUGUAUUCUGGAAUAAAUUGGGCGACACAUGAUAUAUGGACUCUCAAGCACUCGAAGCGUUACUGCAAUUAGUGCUAAGUUACAACAGUCAAAAGGAAAUAUUGAACUAGAAACCAAAAAUGAACCUAUAAAAUACUUUGGUAGUUCAGCAGCUCGAUGGAAGGCGGAGUAUUCCCGAAGUGGUCAUGUGAAAGACGAUGAUAUUCCUUGGUACCAGCCCUACGUUGUAAUGGCAAGUGUAGCAAUUUUUCUUAUUUAUUUCUGUGUUCUCCGUGAGGAAAAUGAUAUUGAUCAAGAUCUAGGACGGUCACUGUACGAUCAUGUUCCCGGAUUAGAGGAGAAACAGCUAGUAAUUAGUUAUAAUUACAACAAAGAACAUGGUUUAUCAACAAUCGAGCUAGAACAGAGGAUGAAAGAGCUGGGAAUUAAUACUGAGUAAUCUGUUAUAGUAAAAAUAUUGUAGAAAAUACAGGUGUCUAUAAUAAUCCGGACGGAUUACAUAACAUUAUUAAACUUUUUAUGCUACUCCCGGCAAACGACCCACGUAAAACGGACUAAAUGUACAAUAAACGCACCCAAUUUAUAAUCCAGAGAUGCAAUUUAUACCGAGUUUUGAAUGCGCAUACAGAUUUCACAAAAAAUCAUAAAGAAAAUAACCUUCCCGUCUAAGCUAUCUUUUAGUAUUUAAUUUCAGUGGCUAGAUAAUUUUUUUUAAAUAAACGAACAAAUAAAAAAUUGAA